Molecule: messenger RNA, 2385 nt
Organism: Cyprinodon tularosa
Lineage: Eukaryota; Metazoa; Chordata; Actinopteri; Cyprinodontiformes; Cyprinodontidae
Gene: poldip3
Product: polymerase (DNA-directed), delta interacting protein 3
Exons: 10
Coding region: 70-1515 (481 amino acids)
Biological process (GO): mRNA export from nucleus
Cellular component (GO): nucleus
Molecular function (GO): mRNA binding
Source: RefSeq, a predicted model, not a curated record
AGCGGUGUCCAUAAUCAGUGUAAAAGCUCGCUGAAACGCGCAUGCGCAUUGGCAAUAGUGAGGAAGAAAAUGGCUGACGUCUCUCUGGAUGAAGUUAUUCGGCGGCGCGGUAUUAACACCAAACCUCCGAUUAAACGGCCUAUAUUUGGACGUGUUGGAGUGGGUGACGGUAAAAAUUUUGAUGCCAGGCAAAAAAUUGGUGUCAGUGAUGUAAGACAACGCCUGGGAGGAGGCACAGGUUUUCAAGUGAAGGAUGCCAGAGAGAAGCUGGUUCAGAAAGAUGCACGGUUCAAAAUCCGCGGCAGGACAGGGGCAGGGGCAGGGGCAGGAGGUGUGCAGGACGCUCGGCAGAUGAUCAACUCACGCAAACAGGGGCAGAGUCAGUUAGGCAACCCUGCACAGACCACACUAAAGGCGGCUAUAACGCAACAGCUGCAAAGCAAAACAGCUGUGCCACAGAUACAAAUACAGACCAGCAGUAAUCUCGUCAGUGCAAAUGCUAGGCUUUUUACUGCUAAUGUUCAAGGACUGAAUGCCAGAAUCGGGACAACACCACAGCUGAGCAAUAAUGUUCGGGUAAUGGAUGCACGUGAUAGGCUGAGCCUCAAGAGGAGCAUUGGAGGAACACAGACGCAAGCAGCUGCUGAGCCACCUCUAAAAAUAACCAAGACCAUCCAGCAACGUCCAGCUGGGACCUUAGGUGGUGUUCGUGCAAUGACGCAGCCUGCCUUAAAUGACCUCGACAGCAUCCCCAGCAAACAAAUAAAGAUAACAACUGCCAACAAUAUGCUACAAUCCCGGACUGGCCAAGCUGGCUCCAUGUUCUCCAUGACGGCACCGAUCACCAAGGUGGUAAAAAAUGAUGCGUAUACCGCCCCGCGGGCUCCUGUUCCCGUGGCACCCACCAGGCCGUCCAACAGCACGGCUGCUGCCCGGUCCUCUGCUGCAGCUUUAAAGCCGGUUUCCAGGACUCUACAGCAGAGCUCAGCAGAACCCAGUGCUGCAACACCUACUCCUCCUCAGCCUGCUUUUAGCCCAUUGGAGGGGACUAAAAUCACAGUAAACAACCUUCAUCCAAAGGUUACAGAAGAAGACAUCGUGGAACUGUUCUGUGUGUGCGGCGCUUUAAAGCGAGCACGCCUGGUGAAGCAGGGCGUAGCUGAGGUGGUGUUUGUCCGUAAAGAGGACGCAAUCAACGCAUACAGGAGGUACAACCAUCGCUGCUUGGAUGGCCAACCCAUGAAGUGUAACCUUCACAUCCAGGGAAACGUCAUCACUUCUGAUCAGCCGAUUCUACUGAGACUCAGCGACACCCCAGGAGCAGGCAGCAGCACAAAGAAAGACGGUCUGCCUCCUUCUCUUUCCCGUCCCAGCGGUCAGCGCGCAUCCACUCAGCCCACACCUGAAGUGGACCCCCAGACCAUUCUGAAGGCCCUCUUCAAGUCCACCGCACAGUCCAGCUCCUCCACCGAGCCCCCCAGCGCACAGAAUACCGCCUUUCGCAUCAAGAUAUAAAAGCUGAUGUGUGAAACGAAUCCAUUGCUGAGUUGCAGCAACCUGUGUUCACAUUUAAGCCGUGGUUUCCACUGAUGUCUAGCAGCCCACUCUCUCUUAUGAAACUGGUUUUUACACAUUUCAUUGAGAAGAAUACUUGUAACAGAAGUUUAACAAAUUAUCAACAUUCUUGUUAUUUUAGGUUGUGUGCAAUCAGAUGUUGUUUUGACCAGCUGAAGUAAUGUUGAUAUUUUCCAUCAGCAUAUAGAGGGGAUGAGGGCUGUUUUUUUUUGUUUUUUUUUCUAUAAAACACGGCUUGCUUUUACUCUGCAGUUAUCUGCGCCUUCCAAAAGGGUGAUCUAAACGAAUGAUCCACAUGCUAAUUGAAAACUGAAUUUAUUCUUAAGGUUCAGCAGCAUUUGAAGACACGCAUGCAUUUGAAUGCGUUUACUUAUCAGUCUAUCUGAACAGGAUAUUUCAGCUUUCUUUAGCAAUUCCCCACUUUGGGACCUGUUAAAUCCAAGUAAUAUUUCUGCUUGUUAAAAUACCUGAAACAUGUAAAACAGGAGCAGGAAGAGACCAGUCCCGUGUUUUCAAUGGAUUUCCAAUUUGUGUGGAAGUCAGUGCUCUGGUUGUAACGAGUUUCUCAUACUUGUUUAGUUUUGGAGCAGAAUAAACUUCAUUUGUGUAGUACACAUGAUGCUCUGUUUAUGGCAGGCAACUGUAAAUUACUUUUAGGUUGCUCUCUUGGCUUGUCAGUUGAGGUUGUCAGAUCUGUUUGUGAAUUGUUGCCAUUAAAUAUUUAGCUUUGUAGAUCUAGUCCAAGUGGUAACUUUUUUUUUUUAUUGGCAUUAUGGUUAUGAAUAAUUAUACAUAUAUGCUAAGAAUACA